This is a messenger RNA of Carassius gibelio (silver crucian carp), 2580 nucleotides long. RefSeq names its product annexin A4. The transcript is spliced from 15 exons. The record is from RefSeq and is a predicted model, not a curated record. Bases 154 to 1548 code for a protein of 464 amino acids. NCBI's taxonomy places the organism in Eukaryota, Metazoa, Chordata, Actinopteri, Cypriniformes, Cyprinidae. Gene Ontology annotation, biological process: phagocytosis; cytokinetic process. Gene Ontology annotation, molecular function: calcium ion binding; calcium-dependent phospholipid binding. Gene Ontology annotation, cellular component: cytoplasm.
CAUGUAAGGGUUAAACCCAGCGCGUAAUGACGAGGAGGUGUUUUGUUUGGGAUGUAAAGGCAGGAUCGGGUCCCACCCAUAGUGACACACUUCCUCAUCCAGUCCAAACUCACGAGCUUCAAUCAUCGCAUCACACACAGCACAGUGUCAGAGAUGAGUUACCCCGGAUACCCUCCUGCAGGUGGAAGUUACCCGUAUCAGCAGGCCCCAGAGGGAUACCCGCCCCAACCAGGAGCCUAUCCACCCCAGGGCGGAUUCUACCCCCCUCAGCCCGGAGCAUAUCCCCCCGGAGCAGGAUACCCUCCCCAGGCCGGCGGUUACCCAGCUGCCCCAGGAGGAGGCUUUCCUCCACAGGCAGGAGGUUACCCUGGGGCCUACCCCAACAUGCCCCCCGCAGGCCAAUCCGGUGGAUGGAGCGGCCAACCAGGCUUUGGAGCUCCGGGUGGAGGAAUGCCUCAGGGUUACCCCGGGGUCCCAGCGCCAGGACAGCAGCCCAUGCCAGGGUACCCAGGUGCUCCGAAUCCGACAGUGCCCGGGUACGGAGGGGGCGUCCCGACCGGACCGACUGCACCGGUCGCUCCUACUGUCAAUAAGGGUUUCCGCGGAUCCAUCAAGGACUUUCCUGGCGCCGAUCCGCUCCGAGACGUCGAGGUGUUACGGAAAGCCAUGAAGGGCUUCGGAACCGAUGAAAACGCCAUUAUUGAGCUUCUCGGGACUCGGUCCAACAAGCAGCGCGUGCCGUUGAAGGCGGCGUAUAAAACCACCUACGGCAAGGAUCUGGUUAGCGACCUGAAGUCAGAGCUGAAAGGAGACUUUGAAGAUCUGGUGCUGGCCAUGCUGAAGACCCCUGCACACUUCGAUGCCUCUGAACUCAGGGAGGCCAUAGCAGGCGCAGGAACCGACGAGGCCUGUCUGAUAGAGAUUCUGUCCUCUCGUAGUAAUGCUGAGAUCCAGGAGAUUAAUCGGGUGUAUAAGGCAGAGUACGGUAAAUCUCUGGAGGACGCCAUCAGCGGAGACACGUCUGGACACUUUCGCCGUCUGCUCAUCUCUCUGUCUCAGGGUAACCGAGAUGAGAAAGAGACUGUGGACAUGUCUCUGGCCAAACAGGAAGCUCAGAAACUCUACGCCGCAGGAGAGAAUAAAGUGGGCACAGACGAGUCUCAGUUUAAUGCGAUUCUGUGCGCUCGCAGUAAACCUCAUCUGAGACAAGUGUUUCAUGAGUACCAGCAGAUGUGCGGUAAAGACAUCGAGAAGAGCAUCUGCAGUGAGAUGUCUGGGAACGUGGAGUCUGGGAUGGUGGCAGUGGUGAAGUGCAUUAAGAACACUGCUGCAUACUUUGCUGAACGUCUCCACAAGGCCAUGCAGGGAGUGGGAACCAAAGACAGGACUCUGAUCCGAAUCAUGGUGUCCCGCUCUGAGGUGGACAUGCUGGAUAUCAGACAGGAGUAUCUGCGGCUGUACGGGAAAUCACUCUACACUGCCAUCUCUGGAGACACCUCUGGCGAUUACAAGAAACUGCUUCUGAAGCUGUGUGGAGGAAGUGACUGAAGAAACAGGAAGUCAGACACGUUAGCAUGACGACUGGAUCUGUGACGUCAUCAUCAUCAUAUAAUCACGCUUGCAUAUGGAUAUGUCACAUGAUCUCACUAGUGUCGAUUUAACUAAUGCGGUAGUCUCUGUUCAAAGCCAAAAAUAACAUUUCAUUUGUGCCUAAAGUCAUUUCUUUUAUCAUUUCAUUUCAUUUCUUUUAUUUUGCGCUCUAUUCAGACUAUGCAUGAAAUCUAGAGAAUAAACCUUUUGUGCGGUGUCUUCAGUACCUGAUGCCAAAUAGUCCUUAAAUAUAUGCCAUAGUUUUUAUAUCGUGAGCUUUAUGAUCUCUAUGCAAGAACAAAAUAGAAUUAUGUCCAUCAUCAUGAAGGUCUUAAUGGCUCAGUUUCAUGAAAACGUGUCAUUUUUCACCCCAAAAUUUAAAUAGAAAACAAGAAGUGAGCUUUGCUUGAAGAAAGUCAAGCCUGUUUUAGGAACACUGAGAUCUGUUUGCUUUAUCAGUUUUUCAUGCCAUUUUUCUGCUUAAUUUCCUGUAUUGCAUCAUUUAUGUUUUUUUUUCACAAGUUUUUUGGUGAUUUUCUGAACAGUGAUUCUUAAUAAAUGCUGGUUUAUAACAAAAACUCAUUAUUUUCUACAACUAAUACUAAAAUUGUUUAAUAACAUUUCUUUUUUUUUACCAUUUAAACUAUUUUAAAUAAUAUUUUUGCAUCAUGGCAAUGCAUAUUUAUGGAUCCUAAAUAGACUUAAUUUUUCAUGCAUGCAAAACCUUUUCUUUUAUUGAGUUUGGGGUGAAUAUUGACAGUAAUUGUCAUCAUCGUCCGUGUCUAGCAUGAAUCUGAUCAGUAAAGUCAGCUGAUCAUCUUCAUCUGAUAAUAAUCACUAGUUAAACAGGAGAUUCUGACCUGUUUAUUAACAUGAAGAAUACUCUUUUUCAGGGAUUAAGAGCUUGUGUGUUUAGUAUGUGAACUUAAUCAAACUAAUCUGUACUGUAGUGACAUUUGUGUCUGGUUAAUAAAACACUUCAUGAAUGAA